Diutina rugosa is the source of this 1830-nucleotide messenger RNA. It is a transcript of the gene KRE30, whose product is annotated as ATP-binding cassette family ATPase. The transcript has a single exon. NCBI's taxonomy places the organism in Eukaryota, Fungi, Ascomycota, Pichiomycetes, Serinales, Debaryomycetaceae. The record is from RefSeq and is a predicted model, not a curated record. Gene Ontology annotation, molecular function: ATP hydrolysis activity; ATP binding. Bases 1 to 1830 code for a protein of 609 amino acids.
AUGUCGAUUUCAGCAUCCAAGGCGAAGAGAGAGCAAAAGCGUUUGGAAAGAGAGGCCAAGAAGGCCGCCGAGGGCAAGACCACGCGCAAGACCAAGAAGCAGGAGGCCAAGGACGCUGAGGAAAAGACCGAGGACGACGCCGCCACCAAGAUCGCCAAGCUCAAAUUGCAGGCCGACGACGAGGGUAUUUCCGACAGAGUCGUCACCGGGGUCUUGGAAUCGUUGGAGACGUCGCGAGACAUCAAGUUGCUGUCGGUGUCGCUUUUGUUCCACGGGAAGGUGCUUCUUACCGAUACCACCUUGGAAUUGAACUACGGCCGUCGUUACGGGUUGUUGGGGGAAAACGGGUGUGGUAAGUCGACUUUCUUGAAGGCCAUCGCCGCCAGAGAGUACCCCAUCCCCGAACUGAUCGAUAUCUACUUGCUUAACGAACCCGCCGACCCCACCGAGUACUCGGCGUUGGAGUACGUGGUCAGAGAAGCUCAAGCGGAAAUGAAGCGGUUGGAAGACCUUGUCGAAGACAUCAUCGUCAAGGAAGGCCCCGAAGCCCCGCAAUUGGAGGCCCUUUACGAAAAGAUCGACGAAAUGGACCCGCUGACAUUCGAGCUGAGAGCCGCCGUCAUCUUGACCGGUUUGGGUUUCAACGCCGUCACCAUCAAGAAGAAGACCAAGGACAUGUCUGGUGGUUGGAGAAUGAGAGUGGCGUUGGCCAAGGCGCUUUUCGUCAAGCCCACCGUGUUGCUUUUGGACGACCCCACCGCCCACUUGGAUCUCGCCGCCUGUGUGUGGUUGGAAGAAUACCUUAAGCGGUUCGACCGGAUCUUGGUGUUGGUGUCGCACUCGCAGGAUUUCCUUAACGGGGUGUGUCUGAACAUGAUCGACAUGAGAGAAAAGCAAUUGCAAUUGUACGGUGGUAACUACGACUCGUACUUGAAGACCAAGCAAGAAUUGGACACCAACCAGAUGAAGCAGUACCACAAGCAACAAGAAGAAAUCGCCCACAUCAAGAAGUUCAUUGCCUCCGCCGGUACCUACGCCAACUUGGUGAAGCAGGCGAAGCUGAGACAAAAGAUCUUGGACAAGAUGGAGGCCGACGGUCUCAUCCAACCCGUGGUCCCCGACAAGGUGUUCCUGUUCCGCUUCCCCGACGUGGAAAAGCUCCCUCCCCCCGUGUUGGCCUUCGACAACAUGUCGUUCUCCUACUCGGGCAACCCCGAAGACAACUUGUACGAAAACUUGGACAUCGGUAUCGACAUGGACCUGAGAGUGGCCCUUGUUGGUCCUAACGGUGUGGGUAAGUCGACUUUGCUUAAGCUUUUCAUGGGUAAAUUGCGCCCGCAACAAGGGAGAGUGAUCCAACACACCCACAUCAAGUUGGGGGUCUACUCGCAACACUCGGCCGACCAAUUGGACUUGACGAUGUCGCCGUUAGAGUUCGUGAGACAGAAGUUCUCCCACGUGUCCCAGGACUACCAGUACUGGAGACAGCAAUUGGGGAGAUACGGGCUUAGUGGUGAAGGCCAGACCUCGGUGAUGGCCACCCUUUCUGAAGGGCAAAGACUGAGAGUGGUGUUUGCUUUGCUCGCCCUUGAGGCGCCCAACUUGAUCUUGUUGGACGAACCCACUAACGGUUUGGACCUUGCCACCAUCGACUCGUUGGCCGACGCCAUCAACGCCUUCAACGGUGGGGUGGUGAUCGUGUCGCACGACUUCCGGUUGUUGGACAAGGUGGCCAAGGACAUCUUUGUCAUCGAGAACAAGACCGCCACCAGAUGGGAAGGGUCGAUCUUGGACUACAAGAAGAAGUUGGCGGGCGAAGUGGUGUUGUAA